This is a messenger RNA of Camelina sativa (false flax), 939 nucleotides long. RefSeq lists its product as uncharacterized. Gene Ontology annotation, cellular component: cytoplasm; nucleus. Lineage: Eukaryota; Viridiplantae; Streptophyta; Magnoliopsida; Brassicales; Brassicaceae. The record is from RefSeq and is a predicted model, not a curated record.
CUUCUUCUCGGCCAAAACUUCUUCCCUAUUUUCNAAAAAAAAAAAAAAAAAAAGCUGAACAAAAAAAAAAAUCAAAGCAAAACCACAGAUUCGAUUGAUAUUUUUCUGAAGUCGAAAUUCGCAUUUAAUACAAUGGUCUUCAGUUUAAGCUCUUAUUAGAUGAUGUGUGAAGAGAUUCUUCUUCCUCUGUUCUUCUCUGCUUCAGAUGGAAGAUAACAAUCCUCCCAAGGAUUACUAUAAGAUCCUAGAAGUUGAUUAUGAUGCAACUGAGGAGAUGAUCAAGCUGAACUAUCGGAAGCUUGCAUUGAAGUGGCAUCCUGAUAAGCACAAUGGUGAUACUGUGGCUACUUCGAGAUUUCAAGAGAUUAAUGAAGCUUAUAAUGUGCUAAUGGACCCUGCUUUACGUUUUGAGUAUGAUUUGACCGGAAUUUACGAGAUUCACAAAUAUACUUUACGGGAAUAUUUGGCUCGAUUUAAGGGAAUGAUACUUACUUGCAAUGGACUCGGCAUCAGUCACUCCUCAUCACCAUGGACACAACAAUUGGCCGAAGGCAAUAACUCAACAGAUGAGCAAGGAUACUGUAUAAACUGAAGUAGAAACAGAGCUCUGCAACCUUUGAUCCAAAACUCAACAAAGGCAUUAUUAUCUUCUGCCUCACCAGAUGGAAGUAUAGCAGUGUACACCUUAUGGCCGCCCCAUUCGACGAUAUAACAGCUUUUGCAGGAUGUUUGUAUGUUUAUAAAUUUAGAUGGUACAGUAAAGAAGAAACAUUGUCUGGCUGGCUAAUGUAAAUGUAUUAUUAGCUUCACACAGAUUGUGGGUUUUAAGCCUGCACUGUAUUAUUAUCAUUCAUGGGUCACACGUAGAGUGAGAGAGAUAUCAAAGUGAAACAACAAUAAAAGCUUCAACCUUGGUUAAGUGUUGUAGGCUUUAUAGCU